AUGACGGAUCUUCUCGACGAGAUGCGUCUCCAGCGCGCUAUCAAGGGGACCAACAAUUUCAAGUUUGCCGCCUCCAAGAUCAUCGACCACUCCAACUUUCCGGAGGCCGACUUCAACGAUGGCGAGCUGUUUGACCCCUUGUGUAACCAGCCAUUUCCGUGUAACAGUUCUCCCCAAGCCAGUCUCAUCGAGUCGUGGGUCAAGGAUAGGGCAAACGCGCUCGAGGUGGAAAACAUGUACCGAAACGCCGACCAGGUACGGUGGAAGUCCGACUGGGUCGAUAAGGAGCUCAAGUAUGGACCGUCCAACUCGUACAAGCAGAUCAAGACACCCAGGCUCGUCAUCUUCCCCAACGGCACCCGCCCCGAGAAGGACCUCCACCCAAACAGGCCGCCCAACACGCCAGACUUGGAGAUCUGGGAAGAGGUCGACAUGGACAAGACCCUUGCGCAGGGCGGUCAAUCCUCCAUCGUCAAGGACAAGACAAAAGCGGCUACGAAAAAGGCUGGCACAUACGGCAAGUGGCAAGGGGACCCGGAUCCGCAGAAGAAGGCCACAAUUCACAUGGAGACUAUCCGCGCCAACAGAAUCAAAAAGGCGAGUUCCUAA
Metarhizium brunneum ARSEF 3297 is the source of this 609-nucleotide messenger RNA. Lineage: Eukaryota; Fungi; Ascomycota; Sordariomycetes; Hypocreales; Clavicipitaceae. The record is from RefSeq and is a predicted model, not a curated record.